CCCCUUGCUCUUCUCAAGUGGCAGAUUCACCCCUCGAUCUCGUCAAGCUCCAUCGAUCCAAGAAUCGUACGCAUCGUCAAGAUGAAGGCUACCGUCGCUUCCCUGCUCGCCAUGGCGUCCCUGAGCUAUGCUCAGACUGCCAACACCAGCGAGCCUACUCUCGCUGAGAUCGAGAAGGCUGCUGCCACCGUGGAGCCCUAUUCCCCUACCUCCGACGUCAAGGGUCUUGUCUUCGACAAGUUCUACCAGGUGUGGCUGGAGAACAUUGACUACGACGUUGCCGCUAACGACACCAACAUGCAGUGGUUGGCCGAGCAGGGUAUCCUCCUGACCAACUACUAUGGUACCACUCACCCCUCCGAGCCCAACUACUGCGCCUCGGCCUCGGGUGACAACUUCGGCAUGGACAACGACGAUUUUCACCAGAUUCCCUCCAACGUGUCGACCAUUGCCGAUCUUUUCGACACCAAGGGCAUUGCUUGGGGUGAAUACCAGGAGGGUCUGCCUUAUGCUGGAUUCCAGGGUUACAACUACUCUAACCAGGAGACUUAUGCGAACGACUACGUCCGCAAGCACAACCCCCUUAUCCUCUUUGACUCUGUCACUUCGAACAGCACCCGCUUGCGCAUGAUCAAGAACUUCACUUCCCUGUACAAUGACUUGGACAACGAGAAGCUCCCCCAGUAUGCUUUCAUCACCCCCAACAUGACCAACGACGCCCAUGACACCAACAUCACUUUCGGUGCCAAGUGGGAGCGUGGCUUCAUCUCGGAUCUGCUUAACAACACCUACUUCAUGAACAACACCCUCGUCCUCCUGACCUUCGACGAGGAUGAUACCUAUGCUAAGGGUAACAGAGUCUUCAGCAUCCUCCUGGGAGGUGCUGUCCCCGACAGCCUGAAGGGAACCACUGACGACACCUUCUACACCCACUACUCCAUCAUUGCCUCCCUCUCUGCCAACUGGGGUCUUCCCUCCCUGGGUCGCUGGGACUGCGGUGCCAACAUUCUGGAGAUUGUCGCCAACGAGACUGGUUACGUCAACUAUGAUGUUGAUACCACCAACCUUCACCUCAAUGAGACCUACCCCGGUCCUCUCUCUGACAGUAUCUACUCAGAGUACUCCUCUGUGUGGCCUGUCCCCCUGACCAACGCCACCUGCUCGGCUGGCAAUGGUAUCCUCGAUAUCGUCAAGGAGACCUACAAGGGCCGCGAGGCUACCUUCAACUACACCCACCCCUUCCCCUAUGACACCGCGUCCAACUACAACGUCGAUGUCACCUUCACUCCUCUUCCUCCUCUUCCGCUGCCUCCUCUCACAUGAUCCCUGCCCUCAGCACCCUUUCCCUUGGUUUCCUCGGUGCUCU
This is a messenger RNA of Penicilliopsis zonata CBS 506.65, 1366 nucleotides long. RefSeq lists its product as hypothetical. Lineage: Eukaryota; Fungi; Ascomycota; Eurotiomycetes; Eurotiales; Aspergillaceae. The transcript is spliced from 3 exons. Gene Ontology annotation, molecular function: hydrolase activity, acting on ester bonds. Gene Ontology annotation, biological process: phospholipid catabolic process. The record is from RefSeq and is a predicted model, not a curated record. The coding region runs from base 82 to 1323 and encodes 413 amino acids.